This is a messenger RNA of Beta vulgaris subsp. vulgaris (sugar beet), 1850 nucleotides long. RefSeq lists its product as uncharacterized. Gene Ontology annotation, cellular component: transcription factor TFIIE complex. The coding region runs from base 266 to 1696 and encodes 476 amino acids. The record is from RefSeq and is a predicted model, not a curated record. Lineage: Eukaryota; Viridiplantae; Streptophyta; Magnoliopsida; Caryophyllales; Amaranthaceae. The transcript has 13 exons. Gene Ontology annotation, biological process: transcription open complex formation at RNA polymerase II promoter; transcription initiation at RNA polymerase II promoter.
AUCUUUAUGUAUAGGACGCUUUGUUAAUAUGGUUUCCUACUUUGAUGUACUAUAUAUAUAUAUAUAAUUGUUAUCAAUAGAAAAGACAAGUAAUUAAACCCUAAACACUUUUUUACACAAUUCCGUUCCAUAAAAAAUAAAAAGUACUUCGUAAAUAAAAAUUGGAACUACUCCGUAAAUAUUUCUCACUCUUCUGGGGAAUUGUGCUUCGUCAAUCAUUGAUUCACCUGCAAUUUAACUUGUUUAUCUGCUGUUUCUAGGAGAUAUGGAAAACGCUUGUGAAUUCAAUUCGGGUGAAAGCAUGAGCAAUUUAUCAAACUUAGAACCUUUUAAUAUAUUGGUGAAGCUUACAGCCCGAGCUUUGUAUGGCGAAAUCGGUGAUAAUGCACCAAAUAAUAGAGCUAAUUCAAGAGCAGAGUAUAUGCUUAAUGUCCUCACUAGAUAUCAGUGGGUGAGGGAGAGAGAUUUGGUCAAGGAUGCAAGAGUUACUGUUGAGGUACUUCAACAGAUACUGUCGUUCCUUCAUAAAGAGAAGCUGGUCAAGUGUGAGCAAAAGGGCGAGAUAGUAAAAUAUGUGGCAAGAUUGCAUGCUGCAGGGGUUGAUGCUCAGCAUGACGGAAGAGGAGGAGACGAAAAUAGUUUGCCGUUGUUUAACAAAGUGGUUUUUCACACAUACUGGUGUCUGGACUAUGGACAGAUUUACAGUGUUGCAAGGUACAAAAUUAAUUGCCUGAAGAUAAAAUCAAAUUACGAAUUGUAUAUCAAUAGAAGAAUGCAGAAGCAUUUAUGCCCAAACUGUAAAGAAAGAUAUACUAUGAAUGCAGAAUGGCUUUUUUCCGAUGAUGGUGAAACUGUUGUUUCGGAUAAGUGUCAUGGGCAACUUGUGGUGGAAAGUGACAAGUUAGUUACUCAGGAAGUAGGAGGAAAUGUUGAUGAUAAUGUUAACUGCUGUGAAAAGCUUAGUGAAGUGCUGCAAGAAAUGGAGGAGCAGCUCAUGCCAUUGGUCAAACAACUUCAUAGAGUUCAAGAAAUGGCAGUUCCUGAUUUCGGAACUCUGGCAGCCAGGGAAGUUGAAACAAAAACAAUUAUUAUUGACGAAGCAAAGAUUCCGCUCCUGCUCUUAUUCAAACAAAUGCAGAACCGAGCAGAGAUUGAUGCUAUAAACCGUCGUGUAGAAGAAUUGAAGCUUGUCAAGCAAGUCAACUCAUCAAAUAAGAAGUCUAAGAUGGAUAUUACUUCAGACCCCUCUGGUAACAAGAAAAUCAGCCAGGUUCCGCUCAUGCCCUUAGUCAAACAAAUGCAGGACCGAGCACAGAUUGAUGCUGUAAACUGUUGUCUAGAAAGAUUAAAGCGUGCCAAACAAUAUGUCAACUCAUCAAAUAAGUCUAAGAUGGACGUGACUUCAGACCCCUCUGGUAACAAAAUAAGAAGCCAGGAAGUACAACAGGGACAAGACACCAAGAAGCAGCAAGAUCCAUCCAAUGUAUAUAAUUUGGAACAAUCCACAGUGUCAGAUCCUCAACUUGGCAUGAAAAGAAACAACGGUGUUGAUGAGAACAUUAAGGAAGUAACUACACCAGGGACUGAGGAAUAUUAUAAGUUGGAUUUGCACAUUGAAACUAGAGAGGAUGAUGAUGACGAUGACGAUGACGAUUGGGAACUCGUGGAUUUGCACAUUGAUACUGCAGUUUUGUGAGACAUUGUGAUCCUAGGGCUUGAUUACAUUCAAUUCAACCCUUUUGGCGUUAUGAAAUUCUGUGAAUGAUUUGUAAACGCUUGAGAAUGGUAGCUUGGAGCUGAAUAAACCAAAUUUAAGUCUAAUCAUUAAUAAGAACUUUGUUUUUAUUAAA